Messenger RNA from Loxodonta africana (African savanna elephant), 894 nucleotides. It is a transcript of the gene GSX2, whose product is annotated as GS homeobox 2. The record is from RefSeq and is a predicted model, not a curated record. Gene Ontology annotation, molecular function: DNA-binding transcription factor activity, RNA polymerase II-specific; sequence-specific double-stranded DNA binding. Gene Ontology annotation, cellular component: nucleus. Lineage: Eukaryota; Metazoa; Chordata; Mammalia; Proboscidea; Elephantidae. Bases 1 to 894 code for a protein of 297 amino acids. The transcript has 2 exons. Gene Ontology annotation, biological process: regulation of DNA-templated transcription.
AUGUCGCGCUCCUUCUAUGUCGACUCUCUCAUCAUCAAGGACUCCUCCCGGCCUGCGCCCUCGCUGCCCGAGCCGCACCCCGGGCCGGAUUUCCUCAUCCCGCUGGGCAUGCCGUCCCCGUUGGUGAUGUCGGUGUCCGGUCCCGGCUGCCCGUCCCGCAAGAGCGGCGCGUUCUGUGUGUGCCCGCUCUGCGUCACUUCGCACCUGCACUCCUCUCGAGGGCCCGCGAGCGCUGGCGGUGUGGGCGCGGGGGUCGGGGGCGCCGGGGCCGCGGGGGGCGCAGGGGCCUUGCCCUUGCUCAAGAGCCAGUUUUCUUCGAGUCCUGGGGACGCGCAGUUUUGCCCGCGGGUAAGCCACGCGCACCAUCACCACCACUCGCCGCAGCACCACCAUCACCACCACCAACCCCAGCAGCCCGGCUCAGCAGCCGCAGCAGCGGCGGCGGCGGCAGCAGCGGCGGCAGCCUUGGGGCACCCACAGCACCACGCACCUGUCUGUACCGCCACCACCUACAACGUGGCGGACCCUCGGAGAUUCCACUGCCUCACCAUGGGAGGCUCGGAUGCCAGCCAGGUACCUAAUGGCAAGAGGAUGAGGACGGCGUUCACCAGCACGCAGCUCCUGGAGCUGGAGCGUGAAUUCUCUUCUAACAUGUACCUGUCUCGACUCCGGAGGAUUGAAAUCGCCACGUACCUGAACCUGUCGGAGAAGCAGGUGAAAAUCUGGUUUCAGAACCGCCGGGUGAAACACAAGAAGGAGGGGAAGGGCACGCAGAGGAACAGUCACGCCGGCUGCAAGUGCGUAGGCAGUCAGGCGCACUACGCGCGCUCCGAAGACGAGGACUCCUUGUCGCCGGCCUCGGCCAACGACGACAAGGAGAUUUCUCCCUUAUGA